AUGGCCGAUCGUGCGGGCGAGGAUGGCGCUGUCAAUGACCUGACGCCGGAAGAGGUCAGCCGCAUCAUCCAUUCCCAUCGCAAGGUGCGCUACGGAACCGCCUGCUGGCCGUGCCGUCAGCGCAAACUUUGCUCAUAUAAGCCAAAUCGCACAUCGGCGUCAACAAAACCUAGCAAUCCUUCAGCGGCAACUACCAGCCGAAAGCGACAGCACUCCGAACCAAAGGAGCAGGAGCCAGAAACAUCUCGCAAGUCGGAUCGUCAAGAGAGCUGGCCGAGAGCCAUUGGAGCUCUUGAUGAAGCAGAGCCUGUCGGCGAUCGCUACGUCGGCCAGAACAGCAUUCCUGCGCUGUUGCGCGAGCAGUCUACAUCCAGCGACAAGAAUGACAGCGUCGACAUUCGAAGAGACAUGAGGUCCAUACUUGGUCUAGAUAAUUCCGCGCCCUUUCCGCUCAUGUCGCAGCAUCAUUUGCAUCGUAUAGCAGAGGACAUCUCGAAUGAGCUGCCGUCGGAUCGAGAGGUCAUGAAACUGUUUCGAUCAUAUAAAGAAAUUCCACAGCCGUUUUGGGGAUUCGUGGUCGACAUUGACGAUUUCGAAUCGAAACUCAUGGUAUAUUUAGAAGAUCGCUCCCGCAAUGCGUCAACGACGAACAAGUCUUCUCGACCUGUAUCUCCCUCUUGGCUAGCCAUUCUGUUUGCAGUUCUGGCAGUAGGCUCUCAGUAUCACGAGUCGCCAUACCAUAUCCGCACUCGUGAUUCCCAAAAGUAUCUCCAAAUAUCCUUCCACUUCCUCCGUCUUGCAAAUUUUCUACUCCGCGCUGAUACGAAAGACAGACCGUCGUUCGAUUCUAUCCAAGCCCUACUCCUGAUGGGCUUCACACUUCUCAAUGACAUGAAGGCCGAAGCUUCUUGGGCGCUUACUGGUCUCACUUGUCGACUGGCACAAUCAUUGGGGCUUCACCGACCGAACGCCCCAGACACCAACGAAAACGGCGAACCGAAUAUUAAGGAGAUGACACGAAGAAAACUGUGGUGGAAGUGCGUAUGGCAUGACACACUCACGUCACUUUCUUUCGACAGAUCACCCAUGACAAACUUUCCCAGUUGCUCAAUUCCCGUCAACCUACAAUCGUCAGGCGGCGAGUACGCAUAUCUCGAAAUGAUGUAUCAUCUCAUCGAGAUUAUAUCACGGCGCCUGAAUCCAGAUUCCAUGGCUACGCCGUCAUACGCCGAAAUAGUGGACAACUGCGACGCAGUAGAAGCCUUGCGCAAUCGAGCCAGUGCGCAUAUGAAGGACAAGGACAAGUGCAAGACGGCGUUGGAUCGUCUGCAGUAUUUUGCCAUUCGACUGCACACAUCUUUUGUCAUUUCAGUCGCCUGCAGACCGGCACUUCGAAGAAACUGCGAUCUGGACCCGGAACAAAAGAAGACACUAGCGGCAAGAUGCGUAGUCAACCUCACCGAGACAGUAAAGAUGUUUCUGGCUAUGCAUCAGCUGUCCGUUAUUCCGACGCGCAGCUGGGCUUUUACGUACCAUGGCCUUUCGUCUGCACUCCUACUUGGCAUCUUGUGUGACACGCGGGCUGACCCCGAGGUGCGACAGCUGCAAGGGGACCUCAUUGCGGCUCUGUCGGCCACUGCAGCCAAAGAUGUCAGCUCCCCGGAGCCGCAUGUCGUUCGGACCGACAAGGAUAUUGAGCUAUCUGGCCCGCUGUGGCGUGCGCUCACGGCGCUGAAGAGCAUCUACGAUCACGGUUCCAUCACGAAUAGUUUCAAGCGCGAGGGUGGCUCGUCUACGGGCGGCAGCGGCACUCGCACGCCGCUGAUGCAGCUACCUCCUGGUCUACAAGGCAUGCCUCUAUACCAGCAGUACCGCGCCAUUCCGCCUGGUUCAGAUCCGCGCGAGGACGCGGCUCUUGCAAUGGCGGAGAUGCAAAACGGCGCAUCGCUUCAGGACUUUCAAAAUGCUCUAGCUGCACCGCAGCAGGUACCGAUGCCUGUUGGCUUUGACGGGCUCAACACAGAGGGCCCGCAGUUGAUGGCGCCUAUGGAUUUAUAUGAAUCGAUCUGGGGAGAAUCACCCGAUCCUUGGAAUCCAGGCGCCGAGCCCAUGAACUUUGACUUUUUGGCGCAGCCUCCUCCAGGACAGCCGCACCAUCAAUUGUAUUUCUAA
Molecule: messenger RNA, 2172 nt
Organism: Beauveria bassiana ARSEF 2860
Lineage: Eukaryota; Fungi; Ascomycota; Sordariomycetes; Hypocreales; Cordycipitaceae
Product: fungal specific transcription factor
Exons: 9
Coding region: 1-2172 (723 amino acids)
Biological process (GO): DNA-templated transcription
Molecular function (GO): carboxy-lyase activity; zinc ion binding; DNA binding
Source: RefSeq, a predicted model, not a curated record